GCUUUCUAAUUACGAAUAGAUAUAUCAUAUAUGCAUGGAUCGGUUGCAAUUCUAUGAAAUUCGGUGACUUGUACGCAGCUGCAUCGACACGACCUAGCAACACGGUCGGUGUGACUUCCAUUCUCGGAGGUUCUUCAGAUAACACCGGCUCUGGAAUCGCUAGGCGAUUAGUGUUAAAAACUGGUCUCAACAUAAUUCUUGCUUGCAGUAUCCCAAAGAAUAGCCCCAUGCUUGAGGUAAAUGCUGAAAAGAAGCUAAUGGAGAAGUCGACCAGUUUGGGAUACACGCAGCCAAGAUAAUGAUUUGUGAAAAUUUUCUUCCAUGGAAAAAGCUUGUAUCUUCAAUUCUUCAUUGCCCUGAACAUAACAGCGAGGUGUGUCCAUCCGCACCAACACCUGGUGGUUCUUUCUCCUUAACUCCACUUUAUUGGUUUGGAAAGUAAACCCCCAAAUGACAA
Messenger RNA from Rubroshorea leprosula, 457 nucleotides. The record is from the annotation of a GenBank genome assembly. NCBI's taxonomy places the organism in Eukaryota, Viridiplantae, Streptophyta, Magnoliopsida, Malvales, Dipterocarpaceae.